Molecule: messenger RNA, 7492 nt
Organism: Pygocentrus nattereri (red-bellied piranha)
Lineage: Eukaryota; Metazoa; Chordata; Actinopteri; Characiformes; Serrasalmidae
Gene: myh9b
Product: myosin, heavy chain 9b, non-muscle
Exons: 43
Coding region: 221-6172 (1983 amino acids)
Cellular component (GO): myosin complex
Molecular function (GO): cytoskeletal motor activity; actin filament binding; ATP binding
Source: RefSeq, a predicted model, not a curated record
AAAAAGAAAGACAGUGAGAGAGAGAGAGCGAGUGAGAGAGAGAAAGAAAGAAAGAAAAAGCCGAUAGAGUGGAGAGAGAGAGAGAGAGAGCGCUCGCUAGUUUGAACAGAGGUUGCAGCGGACUUGGAGGAGGUUUUGCAACGCUGCCACGACCAGGAUAACAACCGCAGCCCCCCGUUCUCGUUAAGCCAGCCCUGAAAGAGCGUGGAAAGCAGCAACCAUGUCAGCUGCAGAUAAGUACUUGUACGUGGACCGCUCCGUGGUGAACAACCCACUGGCGCAGGCAGACUGGGCCAGUAAGAAGCUGGUAUGGGUUCCAUCGGAGCGCCUGGGCUUCGAGGCCGGCUCAGUGAAGGAGGAGCACGGAGACGAGGUGCUGGUGGAGCUCGCCGACUCUGGCAAGAAAGUCAGAGUCAACAAGGAUGACAUCCAGAAGAUGAACCCUCCAAAGUUUAACAAGGUGGAGGACAUGGCUGAACUGACAUGCCUGAAUGAGGCCUCCGUGCUGCACAACCUGAAAGAGAGAUACUACUCAGGCCUUAUCUACACAUACUCUGGACUCUUCUGUGUGGUGAUAAAUCCCUAUAAGAACCUGCCCAUCUACUCAGAAGAGAUUGUGGAAAUGUACAAGGGAAAAAAGAGACACGAGAUGCCCCCCCACAUCUAUGCCAUCACAGAUACUGCAUACAGAAGCAUGAUGCAAGAUCGUGAAGAUCAGUCUAUCCUGUGCACGGGUGAGUCUGGAGCUGGAAAGACAGAAAACACCAAGAAGGUCAUUCAGUAUCUGGCCCAUGUGGCCUCCUCUCACAAGACCAAGAAAGACCAGAACAGCUCGGUCCUGUCACAUGGAGAGCUGGAGAAACAGCUGCUGCAGGCAAACCCCAUCCUCGAGGCCUUCGGUAACGCCAAAACGGUCAAGAACGACAAUUCCUCAAGAUUUGGCAAAUUCAUCAGAAUCAACUUUGAUGUUAACGGUUACAUCGUUGGAGCCAACAUUGAGACCUACCUUCUGGAGAAGUCCCGUGCCAUCCGCCAGGCCAGAGAAGAGAGAACCUUCCACAUUUUCUACUACAUGCUCUCUGGAGCAGGAGACAAAAUACGCACUGAACUGUGUCUGGAGGGCUACAGUAAAUAUCGCUUCCUGUCCAACGGCAAUGUCACCAUCCCAGGCCAGCAAGACAAAGACAUGUUCACCGACACCAUGGAGGCCAUGCGCAUCAUGGGCUUCUCCCCGGAGGAGCACAUUGGUUUGCUGCGGGUGGUGUCCUCAGUACUGCAGCUGGGUAACAUGAGCUUUAAGAAGGAACGUCACUCUGACCAGGCCUCUAUGCCUGAUGAUACGGCGGCACAGAAAGUGUGUCACCUGAUGGGCAUGAAUGUGACAGACUUCACUCGGGCCAUCCUGUCUCCGCGCAUCAAGGUGGGUAGAGAUUAUGUUCAGAAGGCCCAGACGCAGGAGCAGGCUGAGUUUGCUGUGGAGGCUCUGGCCAAGGCCACCUAUGAAAGAAUGUUCCGCUGGCUUGUCAUGCGCAUCAACAAAGCUCUGGACAAGACCAAGCGUCAGGGCGCCUCCUUCAUUGGCAUCCUGGAUAUCGCUGGCUUUGAGAUCUUUGAGCUGAACUCAUUUGAGCAGCUUUGCAUCAACUACACCAACGAGAAGCUGCAGCAGCUGUUCAACCACACCAUGUUCAUCCUGGAGCAGGAGGAGUACCAGCGCGAAGGCAUUGAGUGGAGCUUCAUUGACUUCGGCCUGGAUCUGCAGCCCUGCAUUGACCUCAUCGAGAAACCUGCGAGUCCCCCUGGUAUCCUGGCUCUGCUGGAUGAGGAGUGCUGGUUCCCCAAAGCCACAGACAAGAGCUUUGUGGAGAAGGUCUUGCAAGAGCAGGGCACACAUCCCAAAUUCUUCAAACCUAAGAAACUGAAGGACGAGGCUGACUUCUGCAUUAUCCACUACGCUGGCAAAGUGGACUACAAAGCUGAUGAAUGGCUGAUGAAGAACAUGGACCCCCUGAACGAUAAUGUGGCGACAUUGCUCAACCAGUCCACUGAUAAGUUUGUGUCCGAGCUGUGGAAGGACGAGGUGCAGAGUUGUCAGAGAGCUUAUUUUUAUCAGCGUUUUCCUUUCCUUCAUUUUGAGCCAGGGGAGAUGGACCGUAUCGUUGGGUUGGAUAAAGUGGCCGGUAUGUCGGAAUUGCCUGGUGCUUUUAAGACUCGUAAGGGAAUGUUCAGGACUGUUGGCCAGCUCUAUAAGGAGCAGCUGUCCAAACUGAUGGCCACUCUCAGGAACACCAACCCCAACUUUGUGCGCUGUAUCAUUCCCAACCAUGAGAAGAAGGCUGGAAAGUUGGACCCUCAUCUGGUUCUGGAUCAGCUCAGGUGUAAUGGUGUCCUGGAGGGAAUCCGUAUCUGCAGACAGGGCUUCCCCAACCGUAUUGUCUUCCAGGAGUUUAGACAGAGGUAUGAGAUCCUCACUCCUAAUGCCAUCCCUAAAGGCUUCAUGGAUGGCAAACAGGCUUGUGUGUUGAUGAUCAAAGCUCUGGAGCUGGACCCUAACCUGUACCGAAUCGGACAGAGUAAAGUGUUCUUCCGAGCCGGAGUUUUGGCCCACCUGGAGGAGGAGCGAGACAUGAAGAUUACUGACGUCAUCAUUAGCUUCCAAGCCUGGUGCCGUGGCUAUGUCGCCCGCAAGGCAUUCGCCAAGAGGCAGCAGCAGCUGACGGCCAUGAAGGUGAUCCAGAGGAACUGCGCCGCUUAUCUCAAACUCAGAAACUGGCAGUGGUGGAGACUCUUUACAAAGGUGAAGCCUCUGCUCCAGGUGAGCCGGCAGGAGGAGGAGAUGCAGGCAAAAGAGGAUGAGCUCAACAAAGUCAAAGAGAAACAGCUACAUGCUGAGAAACAGCUGGAAGAUAUGGAGGUCAAACAGCAGCAGCUGAUGGCGGAGAAGCUAGCGCUACAAGAGCAGCUGCAGGCUGAGAUGGACCUGUGUGCCGAGGCAGACGAGAUGAGGAACCGACUGGUGGCAAAAAAGCAGGAGCUGGAGGAGAUCCUGCAUGACCUUGAGGCUCGAGUGGAGGAAGAGGAAGAGAGAGCCAAUCAUCUUCAAACAGAAAAGAAGAAGAUGCAACAGAAUAUCACGGAUCUGGAGCAGCAGCUGGAUGAGGAAGAAGCAGCCCGUCAGAAGCUGCAGCUGGAGCGUGUCACUCUGGAGGCUAAACUGAAGAAGGUGGAGGAGGAUGUCAUGGUGCUGGAUGACCAAAACAACAAACUGUCUAAGGAAAAGAAGCUUUUGGAAGAAAGAGUUGCAGAGUUCACAACCAACCUGGCAGAGGAGGAGGAGAAAUCCAAGAGUCUACAGAAGCUAAAGAACAAACAUGAAGCCAUGAUCACAGAUCUAGAGGACCGUCUGCGGCGGGAGGAGAAGCUGCGCCAGGAGCUGGAGAAGAACCGCAGAAAGCUGGAAGGUGACUCCACAGAGCUUCACGAUCAGAUCGCUGAGCUGCAAGCCCAAAUCGCCGAGCUCCGCGCUCAGCUGGCAAAGAAGGAGGAGGAGCUCCAGGAGGCGCUGGCCAGGAUUGAGGAGGAAGCAGCACAGAAGAAUCUGGCCCAGAAAAAGAUCCGUGAGCUGGAGGCUCAGUUGAGCGAGUUGCAGGAGGAUUUGGAGCUGGAGCGGGCCGCUCGCACUAAAGCAGAGAAACACCGGCGUGACCUGGGAGAGGAGCUGGAAGCGCUGAAGACUGAGCUGGAGGACACACUGGACUCCACCGCUGCCCAACAGGAACUCAGGGCAAAGCGUGAGACAGAGGUGGCUCAUCUGAAGAAGACUCUGGAGGAUGAAGCUAAAGUGCAUGAGCAAGUGGUGGUGGAGAUGAGACAGAAACACGGUCAGGCAUUUGACGAGCUCAAUGAGCAACUGGAACAGGCUAAGAGGAAUAAGGCAUCUGUGGACAAGGCCAAGCAAGCUCUGGAGUCAGAGCGCAAUGAGCUGCAGAUCGAGUUGCAGACGCUCAUGCAGGGGAAGGGCGAGUCUGAGCACCGCAGGAAGAAAGCUGAGGCUCAGGUGCAGGAGCUACAGGUCAAACAUGCUGAGAGUGAGAAGCAGAGAGCUGAACUGGCAGAAAAAGUGACCAAGCUGCAGGCAGAGCUGGAUAAUGUGAACAGCUUGCUCAGCGAAGUAGAGGGCAAGUCCAUCAAAGCAACCAAAGACUGCUCAGCCGUGGAAUCACAGCUGCAGGACGUCCAGGAACUGCUCCAGGAGGAGACCCGUCAGAAGUUGUCUUUUGGCACACGACUGCGGCAGCUGGAGGACGAGCAGAAUGGCCUGAAAGAACAGCUGGAAGAAGAGGAAGAGGCCAGGAGGAACGUAGAGAAACAGCUGCAGGCUGCGCAGGCCCAGCUGGGUGAGCUGCGUAAGAAGAUGGAGGUGGAGGCAGGCUCUUUGGAGAACGCAGAAGAAGGUAAGAAGCGUGUUCAGCGUGACUUGGAGGCAGUCACUCAGCGGCUUGACGAAAGAAGCCUGGCUUACGACAAGCUGGACAAGACAAAAACCCGUUUGCAGCAGGAGCUGGACGAUCUGCUGGUUGAUCAGGACCAUCUGCGCCAGAUCGUAUCCAACCUAGAGAAGAAACAGAAGAAGUUCGACCAGAUGUUGGCAGAGGAGAAGUCUAUCUCGGCUCGUUAUGCAGAGGAGCGCGACCGUGCCGAGGCUGAGGCUCGAGAGAAGGAGACACGGGCGCUGGCUCUGGCCCGCGAACUCGAGACCAUCUCUGACAUGAAGGAUGAACUUGACCGCGCAAACAAGAUGCUCCGGGCUGAGAUGGAGGACCUGGUCUCCUCCAAGGAUGACGUUGGAAAGAGCGUGCAUGAGCUGGAGAAGUCGAAGCGCGGGAUGGAGCAGCAGCUAGAGGAGAUGCGCACACAGCUAGAGGAGCUUGAGGAUGAGCUACAAGCCACAGAGGACGCCAAACUGAGGCUGGAAGUCAACAUGCAGGCCAUGAAGGCACAAUAUGAGCGCGACCUGGCUGGAAAGGAUGAGAUGGGAGAGGAAAAGAAGAGGCAGCUCGUCAAACAGGUACGGGAGAUGGAGAUGGAGCUUGAGGACGAGAGGAAGCAGCGCUCCGUUGCCGUGGCAGCCCGUAAGAAGAUGGAGCUGGAUCUGAAGGAACUAGAGGCGGCUAUCGAUCAGGCCAACAAGAACCGUGAGGAGGCCCUCAAACAGCUCAAGAAACUUCAGGCUCAAAUGAAGGACCUCCUGCGGGAGCUGGACGAGACGCGUCUCUCCAGGGAGGAGAUUCUGGCCCAGAGCAAAGAGAAUGAGAAGAAGGUCAAGAGCAUGGAGGCAGACAUGAUCCAAAUGCAGGAGGAACUAGCUGCAGCAGAGCGUAUGAAGAGACAGGCUCAGCAGGAAAGAGAUGAACUGCAGGACGAGAUCAACAACCAGGCCAGCAAGACUGCUCUAGCUGUGGAGGAGAAACGUCGACUGGAGGCGAGAAUCGCUCAGUUGGAGGAGGAGCUGGAGGAGGAGCAGGGCAACACGGAGCUCCUGAACGACCGUCUGAAGAGAACUCUGCUGCAGGUGGAUCAGGUGAAUGUGGAGCUUACUGCAGAGCGCAGCACCUCCCAGCGUUUGGAGGGUGCGCGGUCACAGUUUGAGCGCCAGAACAAGGAGCUGAAACUCAAACUGACUGAGAUGGAGGGAACAGUGAAGAGCAAAUACAAGGCUACCAUUGCCGCUCUGGAGGCCAAAAUCGCACAGCUCGAAGAGCAGCUGGAUGUUGAGACUAGAGAGAGGCAGUCGGCCACCAAAUUGGUGCGUCGCACAGAGAAGAAGUUGAAGGAGGUUGUUCUGCAGGUGGAUGAUGAGAGACGCAACUCUGAACAGUACAAAGACCAGACAGAGAAACUGAACAGCCGUAUGAAGCAGCUGAAGAGGCAGCUGGAGGAGGCUGAGGAGGAGGCACAGAGAGCUAAUGCUAACCGCAGAAAACUACUGCGUGAGCUGGAGGACGCCACCGAGUCGGCUGAUGCCAUGAACCGUGAGGUGACCUCACUCAAGAGCAAACUCAGGCGCGGCGAUUUGCCCUUCACCAUGCGCCGCGUCGUCAGCCGCGGUGGUGUGGAGAGUGAUGAAGAGAGCGAGGCCAAGAGCGAAACCCCUGAACCCAAACCAGAGUGAACAAACUCUUACAGUGCCACCUCUGGCUGCAGUGCUGAACUGCAGCUGUGUUUUUCUUACAUGCACACAUGUACACAUACCUUUGGACAUCACUGUCCCCUGGAGCUCAGAGAUGCACACGCGAUUUGUUAGUGCCAUAGCAAAUUCUCUCUCUCUCUCACACACACACACACACACACACACACACACACACACACACACACACACACACACACACACACACACACACGUUCCGUUGACAAUCAACACUUCCAACACAGUUAUUCAUCACUCAGCCAAGGACCAAAUUUUGUCAUCGUGUUUGUUCUCUGGGAUUUAAAAGAUAAUGAAUGAUAUUUUUGUAAGGAGACAUUCCAGUUCUCGUAGGCUCGUUUUCGGAUCUAUUUUUCUAAUUGAAGUAACGGAAGCACAGGAGUGUGUGAAAGAUUGAACCAGUCGUUAAAAGUGAAGAACACAAACUGUUGGAAGGGGACCAAAAUGGCGAAGCUCUCUAUAGAAGUGUAUUUUAUUCUGACGUUUUUAUAAAAGGCAUAAGGAUGAAAGUAUACUACCCAGUUAUGGUAACUGCUGCAUCCUGUCUGUCUGUCUGUCUCUCUCUGUCUCCUUAUCUAUCUCUCUCGCCUGUGUUGGUAAAUUAGAGGCACUUGUACUGUAUAAAAGUAUCAUCUUCCACUUUUUGCGCUUUUUGGGCUUGAUGAAACUGUAACCCGUACUUCAUUUAACUCGAACGUGCACCGAGAAUAUUAGCAAGGUGCACUGUAACAUGAAUAGGAUUACAUAUGUCUUCACACUGAGCAAUACAACAAAUCUAAUUGGAAAGAAUGGAAGGAAUACAGAAAAGUCGGGCAAUGCACAAGCUCAUAGACACAGCACUAUGCACUAUAGCCUUAAAGUCAGAUGCGUUCUACUAUUACGACUUUUUCCAAUAUUUCUCAAUAUUUUGUUGUUUUUUUUUUUUUUUUUUUUUUGUUUGUUUGGUUUUUUUUUAGGUAAUUUUGGACGUUUCCUACAGUCUCUUUACUGAUGUGCAGGGAAAAGCCGGGGUGGUGGGGUAGAUUUAUUCUCUCACAGCACACUGUAAUCCGCUUUUCUUGCUCACACUGCUGGGAAGUGAGAGGAAUUUAUUCUAAUGUUGACGUAUAAAUAGCUAACGAGUACUCUCCAUACAUACAUAACGACACAAAAAAAGAGAAUGCAAAAAAAAAAAAAAAAUCUUAAUUUUGUACUAUUGUUUUUUUUCUGCAACUCUAAAAUGAUAUCCAGAGAGAGGAGUUGAAAACUGUUGGUAUUAUGCAAAUAAACAUGGCUUUCUAAAACGGC